AUGAGUGGAGGUGGUGUUCUGAGUCGAAUAAACACCUCAACACUACUACAGAUAGCUGGUGGUACGCUGCUCGUUGGCUCAACUUGUAUUUAUUUAGCACAAAAAAGCGUGCAACGACGAGUUCGUGCACUGCCGCAUUAUAGGCAAGUAUUAAUAAAACGAAUCAUCCAUUCAAAUACUUCGAAGGCACUGGAAAUUGUUGCUGAACAUGAACAAGCGAAAAGUGUGCUUGGACCACCGAUCGUCAUUGGGAGUGUCGACUUGGCAGACCGUCGGAGAAAUUACGUCGGUGAUUUGAUCUCUGAGUUACGUAUUCCGGUUUGUGGACAAGUUGAUAGCGGUUUCAUGGAUGUACGAGCAAUACGUUCAUCAACAAAAGAUGACUUCGAAACGGCACAAGUUGAGCUCGAACUCGAGAGUAAUCGUCAGUGUCGUGUUGUUAUUUACGAUAAUGGUUUAUGGACUAAAAGCAGCAGUUAG
Molecule: messenger RNA, 480 nt
Organism: Anisakis simplex (herring worm)
Lineage: Eukaryota; Metazoa; Nematoda; Chromadorea; Rhabditida; Anisakidae
Source: the annotation of a GenBank genome assembly